ACACCAGCAGAUAUACUACCAGUAGUGAGUCAAUUCGGUGAGUCGAUAAGAGUCGAGUCGCUCACAAAACAUAUAGUUGUGUAUACAUUGCUGCUGCAGCACUUUAAAGUUUAAACCCUCGACAAGAAAAGGGGUCAAGGCAUUUGAGUGAGCAAUGGCUGCAAGUUCUGGUCUUUGGCAACUUCCUUCCACUAAAUCUCUUUUUUGUACCUCCAAAUUUGCUCAAGUGCGUAAUGUGGUAUUUAACCCGAAGAUGGCCGUUUGUCGGGGUAUUCAGACUAUUGCUUACACGAUUGUCAAUGGAAGCUAUGUGCAAAAGGCACCAAGUGAGCUCCAGGACAAAGUGAAGGACAAAACUUUGAUAACAGUUGAUUCUGUUGGGGCCUUUCAAAAGCUACCUAUGGUAAUGCCUUCAGUUGAUGUUUUUUAUUCGGCAAUGAAAAAAGCGAAGAGGGUGCCACCGACAAAGGGGAUUGCUAAUAUUGCAAAACGGGAGAGAAACAAAGGGGCAAAACAACUUGAUACAUUGAUGAAGGAGCUGGCUGUCUCGUUAAGAACAUACAAGGAAAACUUUCCGAAAAAACACCAUUUACAUCCUUAUGAAAGAUCACUUGUUGAUUUGACACUUGGAGAUGGAAACUAUGAAGAGGUGUUGAAAAAAGUUGAUGCUUUAAGAAAGAAAGUGGUAUCGGUUGGAAAGGAACAUGCCUCCCUGUGCGCCCAGUCUUCAACUAAGAAAGAGGCACUAGAAAGAUUAGAUGAGGGGAUGAAUAGCCUCGAAGAAAUUUUUAAAAGUCAAGGCAAAGCAGUUGACGAGUUGUUGAAUAUAGCAAAGGCUUUGCGAGCAAUGCCAGUAGUUGAUCUGGAGACACCAACACUUUGUCUUGUUGGAGCUCCUAAUGUUGGAAAAUCAUCUUUGGUUCGCCUUCUUUCUACAGGAAAGCCUGAGAUCUGCAACUAUCCUUUCACUACCAGAGGAAUUUUAAUGGGUCAUAUUCAUUUAACAGACCAAAAUUUUCAGGUGACUGACACACCUGGUAUCUUGAGGAGGCGGGAUGAGGACAGAAACAAUUUAGAAAAGUUGACGCUGGCUGUCCUCUCUCAUUUGCCAACUGCUGUACUGUAUGUCCAUGAUCUGUCUGGAGAAUGUGGAACCUCACCUUCUGAUCAGUAUACCAUUUACAAAGAAAUUAAAGAAAGAUUUGGUGAUCAUCUUUGGAUAGAUGUUGUCUCCAAAUGUGAUCUACUGCAAGAUUCCCCUGUUGUUUACAUUACAGAAGAUAGUACUGCUGACAAUACUGAGCUGGCUAUAUACCGGAAAAUGGGCCCUGCUGGAUCCUUGCGUGUUUCAGUAAUGAGUGAAGUGGGGAUUGACGAGUUGAAGAGUAGGGUGCAUGCAAUGCUGGUUUCUCAAUUAAAGAGAAUCAAAAUCCAGGAUAGCAAAGAAGAAAGAGUUGAAGAUCCAAAACGUUUUUUGUGACAGAAUUAUUUUUUUCAUUAACAGUGGAAGAAAUACAGCAGACUCAUAGGCAUGGCUUCAGCUUGGUUCAUUUCCAGUACAUCUCAAGGUAUUGUAGCCUUUAUGCUGCCUGCAGCUGACAAAAAUAUCGGAGCAUACGCUUAAUGUAAAUAUUUAUUUAUGUACUUCAGCAUGUUUAUCUAAAUAGCAGAGAAGAAUUGUGUUCUAGGGUUUUAGGCCUCUGUUGGGUUUUAGGCUUUAAUGAAUGAACAGGGCAUUUUGACUUUGUUCAUGAUAAGCAUAGUUCUGCCGCUCUUGGUACUCAGAUCCAGCAAUUAAUUCAUAAAAAAACACUAUUUAUGUUAUUGGCGAAAAUCACAGCCUAUUACCUAUGAAAUUAAUGUUGCGAGUGUUCAGUGUUCUUUUGCUAGGCUUUUCAUUUCUAUUGUGCUGGAACCUGAAGUUUGAAAGUCAGGGAAGAAAUAUAUUUAUAAAAGAGUACGUUAAUUUUCUUCAA
This is a messenger RNA of Daucus carota subsp. sativus, 1976 nucleotides long. RefSeq lists its product as uncharacterized. Gene Ontology annotation, molecular function: GTPase activity; RNA binding; GTP binding. The transcript is spliced from 14 exons. The record is from RefSeq and is a predicted model, not a curated record. Gene Ontology annotation, biological process: ribosomal large subunit biogenesis. Bases 155 to 1480 code for a protein of 441 amino acids. NCBI's taxonomy places the organism in Eukaryota, Viridiplantae, Streptophyta, Magnoliopsida, Apiales, Apiaceae. Gene Ontology annotation, cellular component: nucleolus.